Salvelinus sp. IW2-2015 is the source of this 869-nucleotide messenger RNA. RefSeq names its product putative C-type lectin domain family 20 member A. The record is from RefSeq and is a predicted model, not a curated record. Lineage: Eukaryota; Metazoa; Chordata; Actinopteri; Salmoniformes; Salmonidae.
UAUAACAGGGUUCUACACACCUUCCUCAUGCCUUCAUCAGUAUCACCUCAUUACCAACAAUAUGAACUGGACUGAUGCCCAGAGUUACUGCAGAGAGAAAUACACUGAUCUGGCUACAGUAGAUGACAUGGAGGACCUGAACAGGCUGAUUACCAGUGGCAGUAGUUAUAAUUACUGGUUCUGGAUUGGACUGAAGAAGGGAGACUCCAUGAAGUGGCACUGGUCUCUGUCAGACAGACGUUUCUACAGAGAGGGGGAGACUGAGUUCAGAAACUGGGACACUGGGACACCCCAAAAUGGUAACUGUGCUUUAAUGAGUACAGCUGGUCUGUGGAACAACACCUCCUGUGAUGACCAGCAUCAUUUAAUCUGUUAUGAUGGAAAACAAGACACCAACCUAACAUACGUCUUAAUUCAGGAGAACAAGACCUGGAUAGAUGCUCAGAGUUACUGCAGACAGCAUCACACAGACCUGGUCAGUGUGAGGAACCAGACUGAGAACACAGAGAUAGAGAAGAAGAUAUCACUGAGUGGACUUCAUGUGUGGAUCGGUCUGUUUCAAGACUCCUGGAUAUGGUCAGACCAGAGUGACUCCUCAUUCAGAAACUGGUGGCCAGGAUGGCUUUCAACAGAACAGGCAUUCAACUGCACUCUGGUGCAUUCUAAUCCUUCUUCUCCUUAUCAUGCUAAAUUGAGAAAUGAUCCCUGUGAAAACGCCUUUCCUUUCAUCUGCUAUGGUAAGUUACCAUAUUCUCCACCUGAUCUACCUGAUACUAUGAUGACAGGAGAACUAAUGUUGCACCCAUGAUUCACUACUGUCAUUGUGGGAUUGUAUUCUAUUCUUGGCAUAGCUGUGGAGACCACAACUG